Molecule: messenger RNA, 858 nt
Organism: Pestalotiopsis fici W106-1
Lineage: Eukaryota; Fungi; Ascomycota; Sordariomycetes; Amphisphaeriales; Sporocadaceae
Exons: 5
Coding region: 1-858 (285 amino acids)
Molecular function (GO): oxidoreductase activity
Source: RefSeq, a predicted model, not a curated record
AUGACGACAUACGUCUUCAAUGACAAUGAGUUGGCUUCUUUAAAGGAUAAGACUGUCAUCGUCAUUGGUUGUGCGACGGGGAUCGGCCGUUCCACCAGUCUUCUAGCUCACAAGCAUGGAGCAAAGCUCGCCUUGGGAGAUUGGAAUGAGAGUUUAGGGGGCCAACUGGCAGCAGAGUUGGGACAACGGGUCCUUUUCCGUAAAAGUGAUGUUUCUGUCUGGACCGAUGUUGUCUCACUAUUUGAAGAUGCUUGGAAGCAAUUUGGGCGCAUAGAUGCCGUAGUAUCUAAUGCUGGUGUGAACAAUGAGGAUUUUCUGAGCAGUGUCAUUGACUCGUCUACGGGCAUUUUAUCGCCACCAGACCUCAAGCCGCUCGAGAUCAACCUAAUGGGUAUGAUAUAUGCAGUCAAAUGCGCAGUGCAUUAUUUUGACAGGCAGCCAGAUGCCCGAUAUCAGAUCAUCAUGACUGGGUCAGCAGCAUCGUUUCUGGACACGCCACCGCUGUACUUGUACUGUACGGCCAAGGCAGGUAUCGUUGGGCUUAUGCGCGGUUUGCGAAGUCAACUGAUCAAGAAGAACAUCACGGUCAAUGUCGUUUGUCCAUGGCUCACAGUGACACCCAUGCUUCUGCCCGAAAUGCUGUCUGUCUGGGAUGGGUUACCAUCAAAUCAGCCCGAGGGAGUUGCACGUGCGCUGUUAAUGCCAAUUUGCCGCCAAGAUAUCAACGGCAAAGCCUUCUUUGUUGCUGGGAAUGAGAUAACCGAUUUUGAGGACACACUGGCAGCCACUCAAGGUCAAUGGAUGGGUGAGCACCUCAGUCGCAAUAUCAGUGAGGGGCAGCGAAGGUUGCUACAUUAG